Messenger RNA from Cydia fagiglandana, 2307 nucleotides. RefSeq lists its product as uncharacterized. Gene Ontology annotation, molecular function: DNA binding; DNA-binding transcription factor activity. The record is from RefSeq and is a predicted model, not a curated record. The coding region runs from base 325 to 1341 and encodes 338 amino acids. NCBI's taxonomy places the organism in Eukaryota, Metazoa, Arthropoda, Insecta, Lepidoptera, Tortricidae. The transcript has 5 exons. Gene Ontology annotation, biological process: regulation of DNA-templated transcription.
GUUUGUAUUUAAUCCAAAAUUGGAAUUCACCAAGCUCAAAACAAAACGCAAUGUUAUGACAUCAACUUUGACAGCUGCAAUUUCUUAACCAAUUUAAAUUUGCUGCUAUUUACUAUUCUUCCGAUUGAGUCACAAACAAAUUAUACCCCUUAUUACAAAGAGAGAUGUUUCAGAUUCGUCUGAAUAUUACCGUAUCCUAAUUUCCGAGAAUGUAAGAUGAUGUUACAAAGCCAUACAUAACCUAUCAUCGUUCACUUGUGAUAAGAAAUUUUGUGAAUAAUAUUGAGAAAUAUUCCAUAGUAAAUAAGAAUUUAAAUAUGAAGAAUGGAUGAUUUAGAGAAGCAGGCGUCUUCGUAUCAGCAGGACCAGGAAAUACUUGAUGCCCGAGGCAUCAAUAUGACAGUAGAGGAGGUGGCCGGGCUCCCGACGGUGAAGUACUCUGAGAAAGUGCAGUCGCUCCGGCUCAACGAAGAGGACUUGUCAUUCCUGAAGGGGCUCCGGAGGCGGAUCAAGAAUCGGUUGGCGUCACAGAACAGCCGGCGGCGCAGCCUGGAGCACCUGCGGCGGCUGACGCGCGAGCUGCGCUGCGUGCGCGCGCGCCGCGACGCCGCGCUGGCCGAGCGCCGCGCGCUGCUGCGCCGGCGCGACCUGCAGCGCGGCCGCUGCCGGGCGUUGCGGCUGCAUAUAUCGCUGGUCCUACAAGAACGCUCAGACCCCUCCCAACUCCCAGAACUAGAUGACCUAGAAUCUCCCACACCCAAAGACAUCAAGACCCCCAGCUCUCCAGACCUCAGUGAGAGCUAUCGAGACCUAGAAAAAGAAAGCACGUUCGAGUGUCGAAUCGAAAAACUGGUCCAAAAGAGCGUCAACCAUAUAUUUGAUAAGAAAAAGGUAUCAGCCAAAACUGUCUUCCUAGACGACAAGAAAUGUUACCAGGAUGCCUUUAUAAAAGACAAAAUUUUCGAUGAAACCAAUAGUGCCUUUUUGAAGGACAAAAUUUUCAAUGAAACGAAUAGUGGCUUUUUGAAGGACAAAAUUUUCAAUGAAACGAAUAGUGGUUUUAUGAAGGACAAAAUUUUUGUUGAGAGAAACGGUGCCUUCAUAAAGGAAGAAAUUUUCGAUGACGGAAAGGAUGAAAUUAGAAAUGCCUUUAUAAGUGACAGUGGGAUAAAGCAGGAGUAUGAUAAGGUGCUGAAAGAGGAAAACGGGGGGGUGCUGGAUCUGUGCGUGAAGGCGAAGAGGAGUCACGGGAGGAAACAGUCGGCGCCGCGGAGGAUCGCGUACGUCGAUGAUUAUAAUGAUGUAGUCCUGGAUUUGAAAAUAAAGAAAGAGAAUCAGUGAUAUUGACAAACACAAUUAAUUAAGAAUUUUAUUGUAACCAAAAAAUCGUAACAGUUUAUACGAAAAGUAAGCAUAGGAAUAGUCAGGCUUACGUGCAAAAAUAUUACAACUAGAAGCCUGAUGUAGUGGAUAAUGGGGUAUUUGACUGUAUUUAAAAUAAAUUAUUUUACACCAUGUUUGAAAUAAAGCAUCAGAAGAUUAAUAGAGAAACGUGGACAGCAGUUUUAGACACAAUUUCUAUUUUAAAACCCGUAUAAAACUAUAAAGAGUAGGUAAUUUGAUUGUGACGUCACAUGCUAGUGUUUCAUAUAAAUUCCAUAGCAAAUUCGUUUUGACAGUUCGAAAAAAGAAACUGAUUUGACUAUACUUCAUUUUUUUAGCAUUAGAAAUUAGGUAAACAAUCUAGAUGUGUAUUUUAAUUGAAAAACACAUUUUAAAAAUAAGUUACGGCAAAUAUGUAACAAUUAUGAAUCCAAUACGAUCAUUUAUAUUCUGCUUUCAUAAGUAAUAAUAGUUAUUGAUUUUUAAAAAGCGUUUAUAUUAAAAGUCAUGUCAAGAUCGCUUAUCUUCUUUCAAGUUCUUUCUAAUGCUAAAAAAACGAACUAUAGUAGUCUAGUACCCUAUUGUUUUCCAUCGUAUUUUCUCGGAAACGUUCGUAUUUGUCACGCUUCUUCCAACCUCAGUACUUUUUACCGAGACUGACUGAAAUAGCAAGGCGCGUUACGUUUCCGUGAAAAUACGAUGGAAAAUAAUUAUGCACUACAUCUUUUGAUAUUAUCAAAUUUUUGUAUCGAUUUUAGUUUUUUUUUUAAUCGCUGCUGUAUCUCCAUAGUCGUCCGUGUAUUCAUGUAUAAUUAUAAUUAAGUUAUUUUUACAAAUUUAAGUCUGUAUAUAUACCGAAAAUUAACAAUUAAUGAUUUUAAAGAUCUUAGUAUUAUUUGGUUGUUUGUUACAAUGUUUAUAAAA